ACUGUUUUUAUGCGGCACUUCAGAACGCGGAAGUGAAGCGCUGCUGUUUAUGUUUUGGUCCGGGACGACGGUACACUUCAGUAGUUUGACAUCAUGGCGGUGAGUGCGGUUCACCUGGAGUCCGACGCCUUCCUGGUGUGCAUGAACCACGCGCUGAGCACGGAGAAGGAGGAGGUGAUGGGGCUGUGCAUCGGAGAGGCUGAGCCCGCCAGGAUCGUCCACAUCCACUCGGUCAUCAUCCUCCGCCGCUCUGACAAGAGGAAGGACCGGGUGGAGAUCUCCCCGGAGCAGCUGUCCGCGGCCUCCACCGAGGCGGAGCGGCUGGCAGACAUGACCGGCCGCCCGAUGCGGGUGGUGGGCUGGUACCACUCCCACCCGCACAUCACUGUGUGGCCCUCCCACGUCGAUGUCAGGACGCAGGCCAUGUACCAGAUGCUGGACCAGUGCUUCGUGGGCCUCAUCUUCUCCUGCUUCAUAGAGGACAAGAACACCAAGACGGGGCGCGUGCUCUACACCUGCUUCCAGUCCGUGCAGAAGGGCUCCGAGUACGAGCGGGUGGAGAUCCCCAUCCACGUGGUGCCCCGUGAAGCCAUCGGGAAGGUGUGCCUGGAGUCCGCCGUGGAGCUGCCGAAGAUCCUGUGCCAGGAGGAGCAGGACACCUACCGCAAGAUCCACAGCCUGGCGCACCUGGACCCCGUCACCAAGAUCCACAACGGCUCGGUGUUCACCAAGAACCUGUGCAGCCAGAUGUCUGCGGUGAGCGGCCCGCUGCUGCAGUGGCUGGAGGACCGGCUGGAGCAGAACAAGCAGAGCAUCGUGGAGCUGCAGCUGGAGAAGGAGAGGCUGCUGCGGGAGCUGGCUGCUCCCUGAGCCGGGGGGACAUGGAGGGUGGAUGGGGGGACACUUGUUGUCCUGCUGUUGUUGGACAGGGGAAACGGACCUUCUGUUUGGCUGGUUUUAGCUUCUUUACCAUGUACCAGGCAGGGCUUGGUAUCAAACCUCAAUAUUAGUAUGAACCGAAGUGUCCAUAAUAUAAAGAAAACGGUCUAAUGCCAAAAGUAUGAUCAGACUGUGUUAUAUUGAGACUAGAGCUGGUCUAACUUGUACUUUCAGUAAUGUGUAAACUGGGAUUUGGCCUAUAAUAUAUCAGAGAAGGAUGACAAAAUGUCCAUCACAACCUCCGAGAGAAUGUCUUAAGUCUGACCAUAAGUUUUAAGAUUAACAAUGAUAUAAAAAGGAAAAGCUUUGAAUCGUCACAUUUGAGAAGCGGGAAUCAGAGCAUUUUAGGGGUUCCGUUUCCUCGGAGGCGUAGUUUUGUUAAGAAAAUAUCUUAUAUUCCUUAGUUAGGUGGAUUUGGUAUCUCUAAAACUUUUUUAAUCCUGCCAAAAGCAAGAUAUUUUCAUUAGGUUGGAAUGAUGACAAUGUGAUGGAAAGAUACCCUUACCCACCAUGACACUAAUGGACAACUGAAGCAAAAUCUGAUGUGAAAUAUAAAAUAAUUGAUGGUAAACUGGUAAAAACACGCCUCCCUUUGUUGGAGGAGUGACAGAGAAUGUGCCUUUGGACUAAUGACAGUAGCUGUACAUACUGUAUGCUGUGAAUGGGGGUUAUUGGGUGAAGAGGAUGUUAGCGGUUGCUGUUAAACAUAAACGGAAGCAUCUGUAAUGCUUCGGAUGACAUUUUGUUUACCCCGUUUGCUUUGUUCCCUCUCCUGUCUUCUCCAGAUGUUUUUGAAGGAGCAUCAUACAGGUGUGAAUAUCAUGGUGUGUUUCUCUGCAUCUGUGAAAUGUAAAUAAAAAGACAGAGACUUCACUGUCACUUUCGUUUAGUUAUGAAA
This is a messenger RNA of Trematomus bernacchii (emerald rockcod), 1837 nucleotides long. It is a transcript of the gene brcc3, whose product is annotated as BRCA1/BRCA2-containing complex, subunit 3. Gene Ontology annotation, biological process: double-strand break repair. The coding region runs from base 94 to 870 and encodes 258 amino acids. NCBI's taxonomy places the organism in Eukaryota, Metazoa, Chordata, Actinopteri, Perciformes, Nototheniidae. The record is from RefSeq and is a predicted model, not a curated record. Gene Ontology annotation, cellular component: BRISC complex; BRCA1-A complex. Gene Ontology annotation, molecular function: polyubiquitin modification-dependent protein binding; metallopeptidase activity; cysteine-type deubiquitinase activity. The transcript has a single exon.